GAGACUGUAGGCUCAUGAAUUGCAUCUCAGCUAAGGGUUAGCGUAUUAUUCCAUCUCUCUGGCUUCCCCAGCAUGAACCGCCAGUUCACCUACAAGUCGGGGACUGCCGCCAAGGGGGGCUUCAGCGGCUGCUCGGCAGUGCUCUCAGGGGGCAGCUCGUCCUCCUAUCGGGCAGGUGGCAAAGGGCUCAGCGGGGGCUUUGGAAGCCGGAGCCUCUACAGCCUGGGGGGCGCCCGGAGCAUCUCACUCAACAUGGCCAGCGGCAGUGGGCGGGCAGGGGGCUAUGGGUUUGGUCGAAACUGGGCCAGUGGCUUUGCUGGCAGCAUGUUUGGCAGUGUGGCCCUCGGGCCUGUGUGUCCAACUGUGUGCCCUCCAGGGGGCAUCCACCAGGUCACUGUCAACAAGAACCUCCUGGCCCCCCUCAACGUGGAGCUGGACCCUGAGAUCCAGAAAGUGCGCAGCCAAGAGCGGGAGCAGAUCAAGGCUCUGAACAACAAGUUUGCCUCCUUCAUCGACAAGGUGCGGUUCCUGGAACAGCAGAACCAGGUGCUGGAGACCAAGUGGGAGCUGCUACAGCAGCUGGACCUGAACAACUGCAAGAACAACCUAGAGCCCAUCCUCGAGGGCUACAUUAGCAACCUGCGGAAGCAGCUGGAGACGCUGUCCGGGGACAGGGUGCGGCUGGACUCGGAGCUGCGGAACGUGCGGGACGUGGUGGAGGACUACAAGAAGAGGUAUGAGGAGGAAAUUAACAAGCGCACAACUGCCGAGAAUGAAUUUGUGGUGCUUAAGAAGGAUGUGGAUGCGGCUUACAUGAGCAAGGUGGAACUGCAGGCCAAGGUGGAUGCUCUGGAUGGAGAGAUCAAAUUCUUCAAAUGUCUGUAUGAAGGGGAGAUUGCUCAGAUCCAGUCCCAUAUCAGUGACACAUCUAUCAUCCUGUCCAUGGACAACAACCGGAACCUGGACCUGGACAGCAUCAUCACUGAGGUCCGCGCCCAGUAUGAGGAAAUAGCCCUGAAGAGCAAGGCCGAGGCUGAGGCCUUGUACCAGACCAAGUUCCAGGAGCUCCAGCUAGUAGCUGGCCGGCAUGGGGAUGACCUCAAGCACACCAAGAAUGAGAUCUCCGAACUGACUCGGCUUAUCCAAAGGCUGCGCUCAGAGAUUGAGAGUGUGAAGAAGCAGUGCUCUAACCUGGAGAUGGCCAUCGCCGAUGCUGAGCAGCGGGGCGACUGCGCCCUGAAGGAUGCCCGGGCCAAGCUGGAUGAGCUGGAGGCCGCCCUGCACCAGGCCAAGGAGGAGCUGGCCCGGAUGCUGCGGGAGUACCAGGAGCUCAUGAGCACGAAGCUGGCCCUGGACGUGGAGAUCGCCACCUACCGCAAGCUGCUGGAGGGCGAGGAGUGCAGGAUGUCUGGAGAACACACCAAUUCUGUGAGCAUUUCAGUCAUCAGCAGCACGGUGGCCGGGACCACGGGCACAGGAGCUGGCUUUGGUUUCAGCGGUUCUGGCACCUUUGGUUACCGGCCCAGCUCUGUCUCAGGGGGUUACGGCAUGCUGUCCGGGGGCUGUGUCACUGGCAGUGGGAACUGUGGCCCCCGCGGAGAGGCCAAAACCAGGCUGGGCAGUGCAAGCGAAUUCAAGGACGCCCAGGGGAAGACCUCAGCUCUGAGCUCCCCCACCAAGAAAACCACAAGAUAAAGUGAAAGUGUAUUUCCCCACUGUCCACCUCACCCUGGUUUCCUCUGGACUCCCUUCUCCAGGAAACUCCUGCAUCACAUUUAUCAUCGUCUCCUUCUUGCUUUUCCUUGCCACUGACAAUCCCUCUCUUCUACCUCCUGCCUUAGUCUUCCUUCAUUCAGAAUCUGGAUUCUAGCCCAUCCUGCUGCCUCCAUACUAAGAGACUCCCUAACUCAGGCUCCCCUUCCUGAAGCGUUGCCAGGAAGGCCAGAUCUUUCCCUGGCCUGCACAGCCCCUUGCAGAGAAAGGUCUCUCUCAGCAGUUCCCCCCUCCACAGCCUGGUCUUAGGGAGUUAUUUGGCCACAGGCUGCCUGGGUUCAUGAGAUUACAGGGCCACCGACAGACCCACAAAGACUGUCUCCUGUUACAGCAACAGCAGCUCAGGCAAAACACUAGGUUACGGGUUCUAUCUUGCGUGGCCCCUACACGUUUACAGAGCUGGGAGUAGCCCUGGAGAUUGGUCUUAUCCAUGAAGGGAUUUGUGCCUUCAAUAUGUGAGUUCCUGUCCUUGUUCAGGUCUUACCUCUCUAAUUCCCGCAUCUCACCAAUAAACUUAAUAAAACUCA
This is a messenger RNA of Neofelis nebulosa (Clouded leopard), 2300 nucleotides long. RefSeq names its product keratin, type II cytoskeletal 73. Bases 73 to 1695 code for a protein of 540 amino acids. Gene Ontology annotation, molecular function: structural constituent of skin epidermis. Gene Ontology annotation, biological process: intermediate filament organization; keratinization. NCBI's taxonomy places the organism in Eukaryota, Metazoa, Chordata, Mammalia, Carnivora, Felidae. The record is from RefSeq and is a predicted model, not a curated record. The transcript has 9 exons. Gene Ontology annotation, cellular component: keratin filament.